AGACGUCAACGAAAUUAAAACAGUGUAAACCAACCAACCCAAGCAACAAAUUAGUCGCUCUAUUCUUACAUUCAACCAACCCAAGUCAAGUCACUUUCAUACACAUCGUUCAUCUUUGGUCCGAACCUCGGGGUUUGAGAGAUGGAGUUGUUCCAGCGAGCGAAGGCGGUGCGGCUGCGCAGCCACCACGACAAGUACCUACAGGCGGAGGAGGACGAGGAGUCGGUGAGCCAAGACCGGAACGGCUCCUCCAAGAACGCCAAGUGGAUCGUGGAGCACGUGCCGGAGUACGACAACAUCAUCCGCCUCAAGAGCUGCUACGGCAAGUAUCUCACGGCGUCCAACCAGCCUCUCCUGCUCGGCGUCACUGGCCGCAAAGUGGUUCAGAGCUUGCCGCGGAGGCUCGAUUCCUCCGUCGAGUGGGAGCCUCUCCGGGAUGGUGCUCAGGUGAAGCUCAAGACCCGCUACGGGAACUUCCUCAGGGCUAAUGGUGGAUUGCCACCGUGGAGGAACUCUGUUACUCACGAUAUCCCCCAUAGGAGCUCCACACAGGAUUGGAUCCUCUGGGAUGUUGAUGUCUUGGAGAUCCAUGUUCACGCGCCUCCUCCUCCGCCUCUUCCUCACUCUGAUUCUCUUGAUUUCGACUCCAGUACCCCUUCUGCUGCUAAUUCAUUCAAAUCAACCAACUUCUCCAGGCAACAGGAGGAGACAGAUAAGGGGAUGUUGCAGCACAAAAACAAAUCGACAGAUUCGAGUGUGGGUUCGCCGCCGAAGAUGGAGGGGAGAACUAUAUACUACAAUGUUGCUGAGGAUACUGGGGAGGUGGAUGAUGAGAACGUGCAGGGAUAUUCGUUGAACUUCAAUGGAAAUGGGGUUCAGCAACUAACUCGUAAGUUUGAGGAAGAGACGGGGCUUGAGGGAGUUAUUGUGUGUACUCGAAGUCCUUUGAAUGGAAAACUUUAUCCUCUUCGCUUGCAGCUUCCUCCGAACAAUGUGACCAUGCAGGUUGUUUUGGUUCUUCCUUCCUCAAAAGUAGCAAAAGAGUUUGAGGAACAAGGUUUACUAUGAUAUGCUAGAUUAUUGAAGUCUUGAAACUAUUUAAAUGCAAGACCUACAUACGUUCUGAUCCCGGCAUGUUUCUAUGUGAUAUACCGUUUACCUGUUUAGUAGCAAAACUACACCUUUUUCAAGUGAAUCCAUCGCAUUUGUAAAGUACAAUUCAUUAAGAUCCAAUGGGGUCAUAUCAGCAAUAUGUCUUCUCUUCAGUUUCUUUCAUCCAGUGGCCUGAAGACGAUUCUGAUGGAGAUGGUAGUCUUUGUUGGACUUCAUAUUUAUAGCACUAGCUUUGGAUUUAGGUGUUUUGUUGUGUUUCUCAGUGUAUUUUUUAAAUGUAACUUUGAUAGACAACUUUUAUGAGAAAACUAGUGGCAUAUGUAUUUUUUGCCAGAUAUAAAUAUCAGAUAUUAAAAACAUUCUUUACUCAGAUAGAA
Messenger RNA from Lotus japonicus, 1490 nucleotides. RefSeq lists its product as uncharacterized. The transcript has 4 exons. The record is from RefSeq and is a predicted model, not a curated record. Lineage: Eukaryota; Viridiplantae; Streptophyta; Magnoliopsida; Fabales; Fabaceae. Bases 142 to 1068 code for a protein of 308 amino acids.